Messenger RNA from Paramecium pentaurelia, 1780 nucleotides. Lineage: Eukaryota; Ciliophora; Oligohymenophorea; Peniculida; Parameciidae. The record is from the annotation of a GenBank genome assembly.
AUGAGUACAAGUGAACAAAAAUCAUUUAAUAUGGAUUAUUAGUAAAAGCUAACCUUGUCACCAUUACAAAAAUAUGAAUUAUACAAUUAAUUCCCUUGUCAAAUGAUUUUACACACUUUAUUGAUAGUUUUUACAACUGUUCAAGUUCUUAAUGUGUUGGAUCAAUUAACUGCUUAAAGUAGAGCUUAACAUAUGAUUUUAAAGAACAUUCUACUUGGAUUAGAAGAGGAUAGUGAUGUAUAAUAAUUUUAUAACUUUGAUGACUUUCAAUAAUAGUUAAUUACAAUGAUGGAUAAUCUUAAUGGUUUAGAAGAUAUGUUAUUUUAAAAUGUUAACAUAAGUUUAUCAGAGUUUAAUUUUAAUAUUUUCUAUUCUUAAUUUGACACUGAUAAUGCAAAUUAAACUGUAUUCAAUGUAGACAUAGAUGAAGGUUUUAUAGAACCAUUUGAUAUUAAAGAUGUCCAUUCUAUCAAAAAUUUUAUUGAAAAUGUUUAACUAAUGGAAUUUCAAGGGAAUAAGAUAUAUAAUUUUAUAAAUUUCAGAGAUAUAGAAGGAGUUGAAUCUUGUACAAAUUGGAAUUUCAAAAUUACAUAUAAUUUUGAUAAAAUAGGUGUUAUAUAUGCAAAAAUAGAAACAGGGAAUAGUAAUUGUCCUGAAGAUUAAAAGAAAUAAAGUGGGUAAGACUUUUUGCUUAUUCAUUUUAUUGUACUAAUCUUAGGUGGUAUUUCAAUUUACACAACAAUAUAAUAUCUAUAUGAUAUAGGAUCUGAAUAUAUGUAUAAUAAAUAAAUGUAUAAAGACAUAAAAAAUAUUGUAGAGACUUAACCAUUAAAUGAUUAAUAAGAUAUUAUAUAAUAGGGACCCUAAGUUGGUGUUAAAUUUUCACAAGCUUGGAGGACUGUUGAUUAUUAAUAAGAUGUUAAGGUCUUUAAUAAUUGGUAUAUUUUAAAUGCUUUAGGAGGUUUUUUCUAAGUAGUGGGAGCAACUAUAGCAAUAAUGGAUUAAAUAUUGACAAAUGAUUUAUCUAUUUAUAAAUUCUAAAUUAUGAUGAUGGGAUUUGGUUGCUUUUUAUCUUGGUUAAUGCUAUUAUAAUAUUUGGAAUAUUUUUAGGAUAUAAGUAUUGUAACUUGGACAUUAAAGAAAUCAAGUAAGAAUAUUGCUAUGUUUAUAUUCAGUAUUUUACCAUUUUUUUUUGGAUUUGUAUAUUUAGCUUAGGCCAUAUUUUGGAAAUAUAAUUAUUUCUAAUCAACAAUAGAUACAAUUUUAUCAUUAUUUUCAUUAUCAAAUGGUGAUAUUUUAUUAGGUAUAUAUUAAUAAUAUAUAUUUAGAAUCAUUUAAUUUAGUUAAACCAAUAGGAAUAAUAGGUUAAAUAUAUCUUAUUGUAUUUAUGAUAGUCUUUUUUACAGCAGUAUAAAGUGUACUAAUAGCAAUAAUUAUGGAAGGAUAUGAUGAAAUAAAUGCUUAAAGAAAAAGAGAAAAUAAUUAAGAAGAAAAAAUCAAAGAUGAAAUUUUAGAUUAAAUUUAAAAAGAAUAGGAAGAAAUUAGUAAAUCUGUAAGAAAUGAUGAAUAAGAUGAUGAUAAGGAAAUAAUUAUUUCGAAAUUGAAUUUAUUUAUGAGAAGAAUAGAUAGAAUGUUAGAAGAUCUAGAUUUAAUGACAGAUGAAAUAGAGAAUGCAAAUAUUACAAUUAAUGAGAAGGAAUAUUUAUUAAAUGUAUUAAAAGAAAAUAUAGAUAAUAUAUCAAGAAAUGUUAAAUUUUAAAUCAGUAAUAUGGAGUCAUGA